AUGCCUCCGCGUCGUUCUCACAAAAAGUCAAGGGCAGGUUGCCGCCGUUGCAAGUCGAGAAAGAUCAAGUGCGAUGAGGUGCAUCCUCGAUGCGGCAACUGCGUCAAGCACGGCGUCCCUUGCGACUUCGAACAUCCCGAAAUCAUUCCCGAGCUUCAAGCUGCCCAAGCUGCUUCAGCAUCCAGUCCUUCCACCGCCGGAACCCCUUACACUCCCGCAUAUUCUCCCGGUGCUGAGUCCGUAUCGAACGCUUCGACUUCGCGCCUCCAACGAGCACCGCCCCUAUGCCGCUCACCACCCUCACAAGCUCUCUCGACAACCACUCCGGCCGCCCACCGAAUGCUUGAGCUGAGGUUGAUGCAUCAGUACACCGCCAUGACAUGCAAGACAUUCACCUUCACCGCCCCUGUGACGGAGGAAAUAUGGAAGAUUACCGUGCCAGGCAUGGCCUUUUCGGGCUCUCAACACCUCACAGAUGCCAUCCUGGCCGUUGCCGCCCUUCACUUGCGAAGUCAAUCACCAAACGACAAAGAACUAGUCCGCGCUUCGCACGCAUACAUGGCAGCCUCCCUAGCCGAAUAUAGCGCAACACUUACCAAGGGCAUCGACAGCACCAACGCUGAAUCCCUCUUCUUAACCGCCUCCCUCAUCGCCUUCCAAUCAACAGCCACCCGCGUCUUCAUGAAAGACGAACUGACCCUUGCUCAAGCAACCGGGAACAACCCCGACAACUUCGACAAGCAAGGCCGAUACACAGCAGCCGGGUGCUACUCUAUCCCCUUCUCGUGGUUCCACUCCUUCCAGGGCGUCAAAGCCGUGACUGCCGCCUCCUGGCAAUGGCUACGAAACAGUCCCGUAGUGACAGAAGUGAUCAACUCCCAAGCUGUUUUGCAGCUCGACUUUGGCCCCAACCGCCAAACUUUUUUCGGUCAUCUUCUCGAUGGGCUAGAUGAGGAAUUGGAAGAAAUGUCCAACCCGUCUGAGCCAGCACCAUUACACCCCGGUUCGCCCGGGCAACCCUUCCAGCAGCGCCGGGUACCAGCCAGUCCAGAACUGGUGACAAGCUCCCGCCAAGCCUACCAACAUGCUGUCGCCGUGCUCAACUGGGCGCAUAAAAUCCCUCACAAGGGCGCGCCGCUAGCAUUCCCAGCAACUGUCUCGAAGCGCUACAUCGAAAUGCUCGAAGAGCGACGUCCUCGCGCUUUGGCCACCCUCGCAUGUUUCUUCGCUCUCCUGAAAUCCCUCGACUCGAUAUGGUGGCUGCACGGCAUGGCCCGUCGGGAGGUUUUGGGCGUGGUAUCUCUCUUCAACAGCGACUUCUUCGGUCCCGAGGCCUACAGCAAGUGGUGGCCGCACCUGGAAUGGGCGAUGCGGAUUGCGCUGUAUGAGACGACGGACGGAAACCCGACGAUACCACCCGAGGUAUGGGGAGCAGAUUGGUAUGCGGAGGAACAGGCGCUGGAGAACCAGGGAGGUCAUAAUUAUUAUCGACAUAUCGAGCUGCUGAGCCAGAUGACGAACCCGACGAGGAGUAUUCCUGUUGUUCCUGAGUGA
Molecule: messenger RNA, 1554 nt
Organism: Sordaria macrospora k-hell
Lineage: Eukaryota; Fungi; Ascomycota; Sordariomycetes; Sordariales; Sordariaceae
Biological process (GO): regulation of transcription by RNA polymerase II
Molecular function (GO): DNA-binding transcription factor activity, RNA polymerase II-specific; zinc ion binding
Source: RefSeq, a predicted model, not a curated record